Molecule: messenger RNA, 3079 nt
Organism: Polyodon spathula (Mississippi paddlefish)
Lineage: Eukaryota; Metazoa; Chordata; Actinopteri; Acipenseriformes; Polyodontidae
Product: P2Y purinoceptor 14-like
Exons: 2
Coding region: 946-1935 (329 amino acids)
Biological process (GO): G protein-coupled receptor signaling pathway
Cellular component (GO): membrane
Molecular function (GO): G protein-coupled purinergic nucleotide receptor activity
Source: RefSeq, a predicted model, not a curated record
UUUCAUGAGUUCGAAAGAAUGUAGCCAGUCUUUCUGCACCAGGUAAAGAGCGUGGCUCCUCUUUUUGAACGUAUGCCCAACUAAGACUUUUAAUUCAGGGGCUUGAGUGGAGUAGUAUGUUGUUUCUUAUUAGUUUUAAAAGUUGAAUUGGUGUUUUUUCAGCAUUCUAGUUCACCAAUGCCUUCACUGGUAUUAUUAAAAGUUUGAGAGCAUAGUUUACUUGUGUCUGUAGCCCAGCUAAAAUUAUGGAUGAGACCAACACACAUUGUUUUCUUUUUUUUAAAGAAAACAAAAGUGUAAAGCAUAUCAAUCCUCAUAAAAAAAUAACAACAUGAAAGCAGCUGCAAAUAUCAAAGUCUCUCUGGUACUCCUCCAUGACUCAAAAUAGAGACCAGUGCAAAAUAAAAACAAAGAAAAUGAAUAAAUAUUAUUUCCUGGGCAGUUUGGAAGCUUUAUCUAUAUAUAUACUGUAAAUGAAGCAUUAAUCAACGUGUUUAUUUUAUUUUUGUGUCUGUAAGGUCAGUCUUUAGUCAUGGGAAUGCAUAAACAGCUGCAGUUCCUGACAGUUUACUCUCAAGUAGUUCCAAGUUUAACGACUUUUGAGGAAGAUUAAAGCAGUGUCUGUGUCCUCUGAAGAGUUUAACCAGCCACUUUAUCAAUAACGUCAGUAAGAAAUACUUAAGACACUGGUUCGCUUUCUCCAGGCGACACAAUAGCAGCAUAAACAGUGAUAGUAGAAGGACAGAUGGAAAAACCUGACCGUAAGAUCAAAACGCUUGUUACUAAAUCAAAGACCCUGAAAUAAACAAGAGAAAACUGGAGGAACUGCUUAGUAACUCUACCCCAAUGCAUGUGCUUAAAGGGAAUACAUUGAUUAAAAUGUAAGUAAAAAAAAAAAAAAAAAGCUAUCGAUUUCAUGCUUCUCUCUAUUUACCAAAGCUGGACAUGGAUGCUGGAAACUUUACAAAUUCAAGCUUCUCCGACUACAACAGUGUUUUUACAAAGACUCUGCUGCCUGUGCUUUACUGCUGUAUUUUCCUGGCUGGGCUCACUUUGAACUGCCUGGCAGCCUGGAUUUUCUUCAAAAUUCCAAGCCAGACCAGUUUUAUAGUUUAUCUCAAAAACAUUGUGGUGGCCGAUUUGUUCAUGACAGCAUCUUUCCCCUUCAAGAUUGUCAACGACUUCGGCCUGGCGAACUGGUAUCUGCAGGUUGUGGUGUGCCGUUACACAGCCAUCGUGUUCUAUUUAAACAUGUACAUGGGUAUCAUCUUUCUUGGGCUGAUCAGUUUGGAGCGCUAUGUCAAGAUUGUGAAACCCCCCGGAACCUUUAUCAUUCACAAUGUCACAUUCUCCAAAGCACUGGCGACAGCAACAUGGGUUUUUAUGAUGAUCCUUCUCAUACCAAACAUUAUUUUAACCAACAAGGAGGCCAACGAAGACACUUCAAAAAAAUGCAUUCAACUCAAGACUGACCUGGGCGUGCAGUGGCACAAGGUUUCCAACUACGCCUGCAUUGCUGCUUUCUGGGUUGUUUUUCUGCUGAUGUUUUUUUGUUACGCUUCAAUUUCGAAGACAAUCUACAAUUCUUACAGAAAGUUCCAAAAGAACAACACAGAGAGCAGAAGGAAAUCCAGGCAGAACAUCUUCAGUCUUCUGGUGGUGUUUGUCAUCUGUUUUGUGCCAUACCAUGCUUGUAGGAUUUUCUACACCUUAAGUCAAACUAUCGACUCAUUCAGUGAUCAGACCAAGUACAUACUGUUCCAUAUAAAGGAAGGCACUCUGUUCUUAUCAGCCCUGAACGUGUGCCUCGAUCCUGUCGUUUACUUUCUCAUGUGCAAGUCAUUUCGGUUGUUGCUUUUAGAAAGAUUUUCGAAGAAGGCAUCUGAUUCUAGAAGAAAGUCCCUGACUGCUCCUUACAGUGAAAGCAUACUGUGAGGUUUACUGCUCAGAAUCUAAGGCAUUCAAUGUUUUACAAGUGUACAUGGCCUGUUUUUCUUAAAUGGAAAUCAAUACCCCUAAACACCACUGCCUGUUCUUAAACAGUGGUUGUUUUCCAGAUGUAUAAUACCAAUAUUGUAUUUGUUAUUUAAAACAAAGAUCAAAUAUGCUAAUUACGGGGGCUCCUGAGUGGCUAAUCCAGUAAAAGCACUCCGUGUGGAGUGCAGGAUGCGCCCUAUAGCCUGGAGAUCGCUGGUUUGAGUCCAUGUUAUACCAUCGCCAAUUGUGGCUUGGAGUUCCCAGGGGGCGGCGCACAAUUGGGUGGGGAGGGCUCAGGUCGGCUGUAGAAGUCACUCAGAUCUGUGUUGUCCUCCGGCACUAUGAGUCUGGUGGCUUUGCUGUAGACCUGCAGCGCAAAAAAAGACGGCUUGACAGGACAUGUUUCAGAGGACACAUAUAUCUGCCACCGUUUCCCGGGGUAAAAAUCAUUGGCAACGAAUAACUAAAAUAAAAAAUGUAAUUUUUCUUUUUAUCUAUAUAAAAAUGUAUACAGAUAUGUAAAAAGGUUUGAAACGAGAAUAUUAAAGUUAGCUAUAUAUAUAGUAUAUAGGAUAUAUAUAGUGUUAGUUCCUAUUUUAGUUUAGUACUUAAAUGAGCACUAUUGUUUUUCUUGUAUGUAGUGAUCUAAUUUUCUAGAAGUGAUGUACAGCUGUGAGCUGCACAAGCAAGAAAUAAUGACCACAACACUGUUGAAACAAACAGAAUGUAUGACUAUGCCCUAUAGAGGGAGAAGCUAUGUGAGCAUGUGAGCAAGCUUCACAUUUAUGGGGGAGAGUUUGAUAGUUGCCCAAAUUCUAAGCAGCAAUCAGAAUACAGUAUAAGCAGGAGGUCUGAUUUUCUGCUUUUACCUAAUUUAACCCGAUUUCUGCCCCCAAAUGCUUUUUUCUGCAUUCGGGUUUAACCCAAAAACUUCCCGAACAGGCACAUACUGUAUAUACAGCAAUAUGGCUUUAAUGUUUUUGCUUUUUUUUCACCCUUUUCUUCCCAGUUAUUUGUUUUAUGAGGGUGUGUUUAAGGCAAGCGCAUUUAGAUGUAACAGUCGAUCGUUUCUCUUUGUAAAACAGCAUGGAGUAAAGUUGUU